Molecule: messenger RNA, 975 nt
Organism: Suncus etruscus (white-toothed pygmy shrew)
Lineage: Eukaryota; Metazoa; Chordata; Mammalia; Eulipotyphla; Soricidae
Product: dnaJ homolog subfamily C member 17-like
Exons: 1
Coding region: 10-927 (305 amino acids)
Biological process (GO): spliceosomal complex disassembly
Cellular component (GO): spliceosomal complex
Molecular function (GO): RNA binding
Source: RefSeq, a predicted model, not a curated record
CCGGGCACCAUGGCGGUGGCCAAGGAGCUCUUGCAGAUGGACUUGUACGCGCUGCUGGGCAUCGAGGAGAAGGCGGCGGAUAAAGAGGUAAAGAAGGCGUACAGACAGAAGGCCCUCUCCUGCCACCCAGACAAGAAUCCUGACAAUCCCAGAGCAGCGGAACUCUUCCACCAGCUUUCUCAGGCCUUGGAGGUACUGACAGAUGCUGCAGCCAGGGCUGCCUAUGACAAGGUCAGGAAAGCCAAGAAGCAGGCAGCAGAGAGGACCCAGAAACUCGAUGAGAGGAGGAAGAAAGUGAAGUUGGACCUAGAGGCCCGGGAACGACUGGCCCAGACCCUUGGUAGCGAGAAGGAGGAGGAGGAGGGCCGGAGCACCAGGACACUGGAGCAAGAGAUCGAACGCCUGCGAGAAGAGGGUUCCCGGCAGCUGCAGGAACAGCAGAGACUGAUCCAGGAGCAGCUACGCCAGGAGCGCGAACAGAGGCUGAAAGGGAAGGCAGAAGAUCCUGAAGGCAAAGGGACCCCCAAGCUGAAGCUAAAAUGGAAAUGCAAGAAGGAGGACGAGUCACAGGGCGGCUACUCCAGAGAUGUGCUCCUGCGGCUUCUGCAGAAGUAUGGAGAGGUGCUUAACCUGGUACUUUCCAGUAAGAGGCCCGGCACUGCCUUAGUGGAGUUCGCCACUGUCAAGGCUGCGGAGCUGGCUGUCCAGAAUGAAGUGGGCCUGAUUGACAACCCUUUGAAGAUUUCCUGGUUGGAAGGACAGCCACAGAGCACAGCAGGCCCCAGCCACCCAGGCCUGUCACAGGGCUCAGCGGUGUCUGAGAGGGACUAUGAGAGCCUGGUCAUGAUGCGACUGCGCCAGGCGGCUGAGCGGCAGCAGCUGAUGGCCCGGAUGAAGCAGGAGGAUGAGGCAGGGCAGCUCACCUAGCCCCUCCGCCCUUUUCUUCAGCUUCGCCAAUAAAUAUUUCUCAUGGUU